Molecule: messenger RNA, 1344 nt
Organism: Trametes versicolor FP-101664 SS1
Lineage: Eukaryota; Fungi; Basidiomycota; Agaricomycetes; Polyporales; Polyporaceae
Product: acid protease
Exons: 6
Coding region: 109-1344 (411 amino acids)
Biological process (GO): proteolysis
Molecular function (GO): aspartic-type endopeptidase activity
Source: RefSeq, a predicted model, not a curated record
GGACACCCCUCCCAACCUCCACCAGGAGUUCUCCUGUUCUCCACUGCUCUGCCAGCGCACUCUCGAGUCGACGGUUACUCCCCAACCUCCACCUCUGCACGAGUCAAGAUGUUCUGCAAGUCUGCUCUGCUUUCUCUUGCUCUCGCCGUUGCUGUCUCUGCGAGCCCGAUUACGCAGGACGGGGGUAUUGCCAUCGCUCUCACCAAGCGCGGCUCACUGACCCAUCCCAACGGGACGUUCAACGGCGAGAAGGCCGUCGCAGCCCGCCUGAAGCUCGAGAGCAAACACCGGCAGAACCUCAUCAACCUCGAGCACAACAUCGGCAGCGCGAAGUUCCAGGAGCUCUACCCGGGCGUCGACACCUCCAAGCUCGCCAAGCGCGCCGGUAUUCCUCUGACCGACCAGGAAGACGACUUGGAGUGGACGGGCUCGAUCAGCAUCGGCUCCCCCGCGCAGACCUUCAACGUCGACUUCGACACCGGUUCCGCCGACCUCUGGGUGCCCUCUUCCAGUUGCUCGAGCUGCAAGGGCCACAAGCAGUACAACCCCUCCCGCUCGUCGACCAGUCAAUCCGAGCGCGGCUCCUUCUCUAUCGAGUACGGUGAUGGCUCCACCGCUAGCGGUUCUGUAUUCACCGACACCGUCACCGCUGGGGGCGUCACCGUAACUAACCAGUACCUUUCUGGGGUGACCUCGGAGUCUUCUGAGUUCACGCAGGACCCAGCUGAUGGUCUCAUGGGCCUCGCGCUCACCCCCAUCUCCGAGCUCGGCCAUGACCCCUUCUUCGUCAGCGCCGUGAAUCAGGGCGUCGUCGCUGAGAGUGUCUUCGGCUUCAAGCUCGCGCCCUCCGGCUCCGAGCUGUACAUCGGCGGGACGAACUCGCGCCUAUUCUCAGGCUCGCUCGAGUACCACCCCAUCGUCAAGAACAACGGGUUCUGGCAGAUCGGCAACGGCAAAGCGCUGCUCAACGGGCGCACCGUCGCGUCGGACAUCCAAACAAUCAUCGAUUCCGGCACGACGCUCAUGGGCGCGGCGGAGAGCACCGUUGCGGCGUUCUACAACAACAUCCCCGGGUCGGGAUUCAACGACCAGUUCCAGACGUACACCUUCCCGUGCGACCAGACGCCCCAGGUGUCGUUCAGCUGGGGCGGCAAGACGUGGGCAAUCGACGAGAAUGACUUCAACCUCGGUCAAGUCAGCGGCAACGACUGCGCCGGUGCUCUCACUGUGGUUGACCUCAACCAGCCCAGCAAUGUCUGGCUCCUCGGCGACACCUUCAUGAAGAACGUUUACACCGCUUUCUCUAUCGACCAGAAUGCGGUCGGCUUCGCUGCUCUUGCUUAG